This is a messenger RNA of Papaver somniferum (opium poppy), 792 nucleotides long. RefSeq lists its product as uncharacterized. Bases 120 to 536 code for a protein of 138 amino acids. The record is from RefSeq and is a predicted model, not a curated record. NCBI's taxonomy places the organism in Eukaryota, Viridiplantae, Streptophyta, Magnoliopsida, Ranunculales, Papaveraceae. The transcript has 2 exons.
CAGUGAUUGUUAGCUGAGAGAGCCUGUGAACCCCAAUAAAACCCAUUUCUCAUAAAAAUCUUUUCUUGAUAGAAAUAAAUAAAACAUAAACGGCCAAAGUAUUUACUCCCACCGGAAGUAUGGACGUCCAUCUUCUGCUUCUUCCUCCGCACAACACAUCGAUAACCCAAUCCCUGCGUCCUCCUCAUUCCGAUUUUGCCCAUCAUAUUUUCCGACUCUCUAGCCGUUCCAGUGCCAGAUUUAGCCCUAGAACUCACUCUUCUUCUACUUCCCACUCUCAUGUUUCAUUUAUAGGUCGGUUAAAACCCUUUACUCUGUCUGUCCGUUGCCACCCGAAUUCCGGCACCCCUUCACCAAAAUCUGAUGGAGAAGACAUCGUUCCCGUCUUAGGUAUAGAUGAAACUUUGUCUAAGUUCCAACAUCGUACGCAGAUAUUCUUUGCUGUUCUGUUUUGGAUGUCUCUCUUCUUUUGGGCUUGUGCAACAGAUGGGAAUAAUGAUGGCGGGUCAAGCAAGCGCUCUGGCUUUAGAAGAUGACUAUUGACUAGUGUAAGCAUUUAUUUUGUAAAUACGAAUAGUUAUAGGAGUGUAUUAAAUUUUUAUUUUUUUACUUUCAAAUAAGAAAUGACUUUGCCUUGUAGAUACGGGUUGGUCAAGAACCUGUCUUGGUUGUUAAGUCUAUGUGAUAUUAUGCCAAAAUGUAGAUUGUUUUGUAUGAAUAUUUAUCAAAUGCGAAAUCCUGAAUAUAUGGUUACUGUUUCAGAAUGAAAAGGAUUUGGUGGGUUUGUUUGUA